Ilex paraguariensis (yerba mate) is the source of this 1970-nucleotide messenger RNA. NCBI's taxonomy places the organism in Eukaryota, Viridiplantae, Streptophyta, Magnoliopsida, Aquifoliales, Aquifoliaceae. The record is from the annotation of a GenBank genome assembly.
CUUUUCCUUCUUUGGGACGCCAAGAGGAGGGAAGAGAGAGAGUGGCGAGCUUCUCUGUUCGAUUGCCUCUUCAGUUCUCAAUGGAAGUACUUCCUCCAAGCAUUUCAUAUUCUGACGAUGACCAAAGAAACUUGGAGCAGUUGCUCGAAACUUUCGGGUCCAUUGUUUCUCUUGAGGAUAUAGCCUCCGCUUAUUGUCAAGCAGGUCGCAAUGUAGACACAGCAGGUGAAUUACUCUGUAAUCUACAGCGAAGCACCUCCAGCACUUCCAGCUUUGCACCGAAGGAUGAAAUGGAGGGUGCAAGCACAUCUUCUGAUUUUUCAUCCAAAAAUAUGUUGGUGAAUCCUCUUGCAGAAGGAAAUUCCAAAUUAUCAAAGGCAAAAAAGUGUUCAGCAUCAAUGGGCACUGUUUCAGGUGUAAUUGGAAGACAAUAUGGUAGGCAGAAGCUUUUAACUGAUCAAUCUUGUAAGGUGACCAAACCACUGAAAUUAAAUUCAGUGGAAUUAACUACUUCUGAGAUUCGGGGUGAGAAACUUUCACCAGAUACAAUGACAGUGAGGGAAACCAUGACUAAAGAUGUUGAGGAGUUUCUUUUUACAAUGCUUGGAGAUGGCUUUUCACUAGGCAUGGAUGUAAUCCAAGAAGUACUAGGUCUUUGUGGAUACGAUAUAGAAAAGAGCGUGGAGAGACUUCUGGAUCUGUCAGCAUCUAAGUUGGAGAAGAAUAAUGAGGUUUUGAGCAUGGCUGCUCAAAAAUCUAUGGAGAAAUGUCCAGACAUCAAAUCGCUUCCCUGUCAUUCUCAAGAAACAAUGCAGUGUAUAGAUUCUUCCCAAAACAGGAAAGCUAGAUCGAUGACUAAAAAUGAACUAGAUUUACCUAAUGGAGUCAAAGACCGAUAUGAUCUUCAGAAAGAAGUAUUGGAAGCAUUGUUCAAUAUUUCUAAGAGAUUUGAAGAAGAACCAAUAAGAACUUUCCCAGGGAAGGAAGCAAGGAGGUCAAGAUCAUUUGGUCAAGUUGUCCUUGAACCAUUGAGACACACAUCUACAUUACAUAGUAUGGACACUGCAAAACCGCAAAUCGCUGAGGAGGAGAAUGAAGAAACUGAGGAUAGCUAUGAGGUUCUACGCAAAGCUGUGAAGGAGUAUUGGGUUCCAAUGAAAGAGUAUUACAAAGCUGCCGUUGAUGCAUUUGUUAAGGGAAAUCAUGACCAGGCAUACAAGCUUCUGGAAUCGGGACACUUUUUUAUGAAUAGGGCCCGAGAAGCAAAUGAAAAAUCUGCGCAAAAGCUUCUUGAAACUAGAGAUGAGGAGGAAGAAGUGUCUCUUGAUCUGCAUGACCAUACACCAAAGGAAGCAUUACGGCUUCUGAAGCUUCAUUUAAUUUCUCUUUCAGGCAUUCCAUCUAUUCAGUAUUUUAAACUCAUAGUUGGGGCCAAUGAUGAAGAUACCAAAGAAGGGGCUCGGAAGCGGCUGAUUAUAAAGCUACUGGAGAGGGAAUCUAUAAAAUGGACCGAGGAAGGAAAUGGUCGUGUGAUAGUGAUCCGGGUGGAUAAGAUCAAUCCCAAACAUUUGAGUUUUGCUGAGAAACCUGGGACAGAUUGCAACGCAUGACCUCAUCUGAAGGGUGAAACUGAUUUCAAAAAUUUUGUAGUUGAUAAUCAACUUGGAUCUUCAUAGUUUUUGAAGUUUGAUGAACCCAUGUUCAGCUAAAAGAGAGGGUAUAUCAUCUUGGCACUCCUUUUCUUCCCCUCGGGUGGCAACCAUGAAGCCAAAAUGUGGAAAUUUGUUCCAUUACCUUCAAACCUAUAGGAGGGGAAGAAGUUGCAAUUUUUGCUUGAUUGAAGCUGGUAUAUUUUGUCGCCAAAAAGGGGGAAAAAAACAGGUACACAACUGGUAAAUGACAUUGGAAAGCAUAUUCAUUUUGUUGCAAUUCGUGAUAAUAUAUAUUUUUCAGUUGAUUAUAUAUAUAUA